Molecule: messenger RNA, 1638 nt
Organism: Penicillium lagena
Lineage: Eukaryota; Fungi; Ascomycota; Eurotiomycetes; Eurotiales; Aspergillaceae
Product: acyl--CoA ligase
Exons: 4
Coding region: 1-1638 (545 amino acids)
Biological process (GO): secondary metabolic process
Molecular function (GO): CoA-ligase activity
Source: RefSeq, a predicted model, not a curated record
AUGCCGACAGAAUCGUCCUUUCCGGCCAUCAAUAUCCCGGCGGUAGACCUUUGGGGGUUGAUGUUCGAAGAGAAGCGGGAUGAACCAUUCCCAGCUGAUAAAGUGAUCUAUCGCGAUGCAGUUACACACCGGCAUUAUAGCUUCGAAAAUCUGCAAAAUGCCGCUUCUGCUUUCGGGGAAGGCUUGCGGUCAACAUGGGGCUGGCAAAAAGGCGAUAUUCUCACUAUUUUCGCUCCCAAUAGUAUUGAUAUACCUGUCCUAAUAUACGGGACAUUUUUUGCGGGUGGAACUGUCUCACCGUCAAACCCUGCCUAUUCUGUUGAUGAGCUUUCCUUCCAGUUGAAAGACAACGGUGCCAAGGCAAUUGCAACAUUCCAUUCGCUUUUACCUGUCGUCACGGCCGCUGCCAAGAAGGUUAACAUUCCCUUGGAUCGCAUCAUGCUGCUUGGUGAUGAUCGAGACCCAGGCGGACAGUUCAAACAUUUCGAUCAAAUCAAAGCUACCCGAAGCAUGAAAAGAACACCUCUAAAUCCAGAUAAAGAUCUUUCAUUCUUGGUUUAUUCGUCUGGCACCACUGGACUCCCGAAAGGUGUAAUGUUGACGCAUUCCAACGUUGUCUCCGAUAUCCUGAUGUUCACCUCAUCGAUUGGGAAGAGCUAUUCGUGGCAAAAUGACAAAUUCAUCGGGUUGCUCCCAUUUUACCAUAUCUAUGGUCUCACAGCUCUUAUACAUCAGUCUUUGUACCGGGGCAUUGAGAUGAUUGCAAUGGAACGCUUUGAUUUGGAAUUAUUCCUCAAGAUAGUGCAGCAGCAUAGGGUGACAUUUGUAUAUGUCGCGCCACCAGUUCUGGUCCACCUCGCGAACCAUCCAGUGGUUGAGAAGUACGACCUCAGCUCUCUGCGCAUGAUCACCUCCGGCGCUGCACCAUUAACACGCGAGCUUGUUGACGCCGUUUAUAAGCGUACGAAUGUCAAGAUCAACAAUGCUUACGGCCUGAGUGAGACCAGCCCCGUCACCCAUAUGCAGCCUUGGGAGGAAUGGUAUGCCAGUUGUGGAAGCGUUGGGAAGAUGAUGCCAAAUAUGACCGCGAAGUAUGUUUCUACUGAUGGCGAAGAGGUCCCCGCUGGCCAGACUGGCGAACUCUAUCUCAAAGGGCCCAACGUCUUCAAAGGCUACUGGAACAAUCCGGCGGCCACAAAGGAUUCCUUCAGCUCGGAUGGAUAUUUCAAAACUGGUGACGUCGGGUAUCAAGACACAAAUGGCAGCUUCUACAUUACCGAUAGAGUGAAAGAGCUCAUUAAGUACAAGGGGUUCCAAGUGGCACCUGCAGAGCUUGAGGGGCUGCUAUUCGGUCAUCCAAACGUCAAUGACGCGGCUGUUAUUGGGGUAAACUUUGAAAAGGAGCACACUGAGGUCCCUCGUGCCUAUAUUGUGCUGCGACCGGGCAUAGAACGCUCUGAUGGCUCGGCUCAGGAAAUUAUCAACUGGCUGAAUUCAAAGGUCUCAAACCACAAGAAACUGCGGGGUGGAAUUCGCUUCGUCGAUGAAAUCCCGAAAAGUGCAGCUGGGAAAAUAUUGAGAAGAAUUCUGAAAGAAAAGGCCAAAGAGGAACAGAAGGCUGGUAUGGCGAAGCUUUGA